This is a messenger RNA of Dipodomys spectabilis (banner-tailed kangaroo rat), 735 nucleotides long. Its product is annotated as tripartite motif-containing protein 43B-like. The transcript is spliced from 3 exons. The coding region runs from base 1 to 735 and encodes 244 amino acids. The record is from RefSeq and is a predicted model, not a curated record. NCBI's taxonomy places the organism in Eukaryota, Metazoa, Chordata, Mammalia, Rodentia, Heteromyidae. Gene Ontology annotation, molecular function: zinc ion binding.
AUGGACCCUGACACUGCCCAGGCCUUUCAGAAGGAAUUGAGAUGUGCCAUCUGUAUAAAUACUUUUAUAGAGCCAGUCACCUUAGAGUGCGGGCACAGUUUUUGUCGACCUUGUCUCUGCCUCAGCUGGGAAGAGACCCAGAUUCCAGCCAGGUGCCCUGUGUGCAGGGGACCCUGCCAGCAGAGAGACCUCAAAACCAAUGUGGUUCUGAGGAGCCUGGUGGCCAUUGCCAGAAGAGCCAGCCUCAGGCAUUUUCUGAGCUCUGAGGAAUACAUGUGUGGGACACACAGGGAGACAAAGCAGAUGUUCUGUGAGGUAGACAUGGCCCUGCUCUGUAGGAGCUGCUCCCAGUCUCAGGAGCACAGGGCUCACAAACACCAUCCCAUAGAUAAGGCUGCUGAGGAGCAGAGGGAGAUGAUUUCAAAGCAGAUGCCUACUGUAUGGGAAAAGACUCAAGAAAACCAGCACAAUUUACAGGAGAAGAGGAGACUCAUCAACCGAUGGAUUUGGGAUUCCUCCAUAGGGAGCAACCUCACUGAAUCUGAGGAUCUUUUCCUCCUUUUGUUUGUGAAAGAGAACACACUUUCCACCAUUUUUACCACAUCCCCGCUGCUGCCUCAAUAUGUAGAGAAGCCUCUGGGCCGGAUUUCAGGAAUGACUGCAGUGAUUGAUAAAUGUCUUUAUGACAAAGAACUGUCAGCAAACACAAGGGUCACAGGGCAAAUCUUCCUAUGA